Messenger RNA from Empidonax traillii (willow flycatcher), 2085 nucleotides. It is a transcript of the gene DZANK1, whose product is annotated as double zinc ribbon and ankyrin repeat domains 1. Gene Ontology annotation, molecular function: protein binding. The record is from RefSeq and is a predicted model, not a curated record. Gene Ontology annotation, biological process: eye photoreceptor cell development. NCBI's taxonomy places the organism in Eukaryota, Metazoa, Chordata, Aves, Passeriformes, Tyrannidae. The coding region runs from base 108 to 1790 and encodes 560 amino acids. The transcript is spliced from 16 exons.
AUUACACUUUAGAUGGAAGUAAACCAGAACUCAUUAGGAAACCUGGCUAUGGAGAGUGUAACACUUUUAAGUAUAAGGGUCCUAUCAUAUUACCAGUUGGGAAAAUAAUGGUCAAAGCACUGGCGGUUACAAAGGACUGCAGGAAGAGUACAGUCGUAACAAAGGUGUUUCUGGUAGAGUACAAGCAACCAGACAUCCUUUUCUCUGUUGAAGAUGAUGACAAGAAUUUUCUAAAAGAUAUAGCCACACGGGAUAAGGAAUGUGGAAUGUUUACUACAAAACCAAAGAAGAAUGGACUGAAUGUGGAAAUCAAGCCUGCCUGGGGUGAAGCACCCCAAGACUUUCAAGAAAGAAAGACUUCUCACAGGUCCCUGCAAGGACCACAGCUCCUUGCCAGUCAUUUGGGAACAACUCAGUACAGAGAAGAAUCUGUCUCAGCGCCACCAACAGAGUCAUUACAGCUUGCAAGUUCUCCUGCAGUGACUAGCCGGAAAAGCUUAGCAAGCACGCAGGUGUCAAGGAUCCAGAGGGAAACAGAUUUCCUAAAAUGUGCACACUGUUCUGCUCCUCGCCUGUCUAAUCCGUUGGCUCACUUCUGUCAGAAAUGUGGAUCUCCUAUCCCACCUGUGCCAGUACAUCGCUUCCCACUCCCUGAAGGAAGGCAGAUGGCGCCAUGUCUUGAAUGCAAACAUCCUGUGCCAAUGAAUACACCCACUUGCAUUGUAUGUGAGUCACCAAUAGCUCCACAGCUGCAGCCCCAAAACAACAUCUGCAUAAAGGCUAAACAAUUACAAACUCAGGUUGCCUGGCAAUCUCAUCCUGUUUCCAUGACCAAAUCAAGGCCAGAACUAACAGAAAGAGAAGAUAAAGGAACCCAAACCAUAGGACUUUUUUACCCAUCUAGCAAACAGUUGGAAAAGAAGGAGCUUGAGUUGAUUUCACAAAAAGAAAAGCUGGAAAAGAUGAGUGAUCAUAAGCCUCUCCUGACAGCCAUUAGUCCUGGAAAAGGUUACUGGAGAAAACAGCUGGAUCAUGUCUGUGCUCACCUUAGAAGCUAUGCUCAGAACAACCUUGAAUUCAGAGCACUGAUUGGAGAACCUCGAAUGGGAAAGAUUAAUUCUGCUACCAUCUGUGAGGAUGACUAUGAAGUCACUAUUACACUGAAUUAUGUUCUUGCUAUUAACAAGGAUAUUCAUGCUAAUAAACCAGUGAAGUUCAGCAGUCAUUACCUGAAUACUGUACCAGAAGUCAGAGAUGGGAAGGAUAGGAGUCAGACCAGUUUUGGCAAAGAUGAUUGUAAUCUUUUCCAUUCAAGAGGCAAAAUAAAGAGAACAAAGUCAAGAACACUUACAGGACAAGAAGAUAAGCUCUCUACAGAAUCCAGACAACUACUGGAUGAACUGGGUCCAAAUGGGAAAGGAAGAAUCACCUUUAUAGAACAAUUACUCAAUGAAGGAGCUGACCCAAACUGCAUCAAUGAUGAGGAUCAACCUGCUCUCACAGUUGCUGUCCUUAAUAAGCACACAGAAGCAAUCUCCUUCCUUGUGCAGAAAGGUGCCGACAUAGACCAGCAGUCAGGACUGCACAACAACACAGCUCUCCACGAGGCAGUUCUGCUUGGGUCAGAGGGAGAGGAGUGCAUCCGAGCCCUGUUAUGCUGCAAUGCAAACACACAAAAGAAGAAUGCAGAAGGGCAAUCAGCAUACGAUUUGGCUGUUACAGCUGGAAAUGAUGAGGUUAUUUCAUUGUUCCAAGUAAGGUCGGACAGAGAAUGUUGGACAAACUUAUGAAACUCGGGAACACUGGUUUUGCAAUGUGUCCCAAAAUAGAACUGGAGAUUCUUUGACUUUGGGAGCACCCAAUCAUGUGCAUUCAGUUCUGUCACAAAAUUCACAACCCUGUACAAUCCAGUUGGGCCCUGUAACAGUCAGGUAUUUUCUCCAAGAUCCCCCCCUUCCUUUCCAGCAGUUCAGAGCACAGUUCCUCACUGACUGCAUUGUUUUGUAAAUUUCCUUUCCAAACUUGGGCAAAGAAAGGGACAAACUAAACCUUCCCAGGCACAAAUAAAUUUGAAUGUCUUUGAAA